CAAAGAGUGCAAGAAAACCGAAACAUGCCAUGGCAGAGUGUAAGGAACAGUGUUUGUCAAUUUGCAUGUUGUUUCUACAAAGAGAUUUCUUCUCGUGAAAACAAUCGGAAUGUUUUUUUCUCUCCUUUGAGCAUCUCUACCGCCUUUGCAAUGCUGACUCUGGGUGCCAGGUCAGACACCCUGACACAGAUUCUUAGGGUCCUUUGCUUUAACCCACGUCAGAUUUCUGAAAAUGACAUACAUGAAGGUUAUCGUCAACUCAUGCAAAUGGUAAACAGAAGGAAUGGGGGGUUACAGCUGAAUAUGGGAAAUGUUCUGUUUGUGCUUGAUCAACUGAAGCCACAAGAAAAAUUUUUAAGUAAUCUCAGAAACUUCUAUGAAGGAGAAGCUUAUCCUAUGAACUUCAAGAAGGCUGAUCAAGCCCAGCUUAAGAUCAAUGAAUAUGUAGCAAGAAGAACAAAUGGAAAAAUCAAGGACCUCAUAAAUAACCUAGAUCCACUCACUGAAAUUCUCCUUAUUAGCUAUAUUUAUUUUAACGCUGAAUGGGAAAAGCCUUUUGAUCCAAAGUACACUAAAAUGAGCAAAUUUUUUGUGGAUGGGAGCAAGGCAGUUGAAGUCCCAAUGAUGUUUGGAAUGGGCCUGUUCAAGCAUGGCUAUGAUGAGCAGCUGUCUUCCACUAUUGUGCAAAUGGAUUACAAAGGAGGUGCUUCAGCAUUUUUUAUUCUGCCUGAUAGAGGAAGAAUGAGGAAGCUGGAGAAAAGAUUGUCUUGUGAACGUUUGUCCAGGUGGAGGACAUUAGUCACAAAAAGCUCAGUAAAUUUGUAUCUUCCGAAAUUCACGCUUUAUGGGACAUACAACCUAAAAGAUAUCUUAUAUAAAAUGGGAAUCAUGGAUCUAUUUACUGAUAAGGCUGACCUUUCUGGGAUCACUGGGCAGCCCCAGCACAGAAUUUCCCAGGCUGUUCAUAAGGCUGUGGUAAAGGUGGAUGAGACUGGCACCGAAGCAGCAGCUGCCACAGGCAUGGAAAUAGUGCCUAUGUCCGUUCCAGUUACUGUUAGAUUCGACAGGCCCUUCCUAAUGGUCAUAACUGUAGAGAACACUAUCCUCUUCAUGGGAAAAAUUGUGAACCCUCUGAAUGAGACUCUUCAUCAAUUUGUCAUAGUUGCAUGUUUGUUCUGGGACAAAAUUGGCCUGUGUGAUACUGACAGCAUAGAUACAUCUUCUAGGAGGGAAGAUGAGGAGCAUUUUGAAAAGAAGAUGAAGUGUCUCCUGUGCCUGUGUUUACUCCUUGCUGUUCUUUGUGCUGUAAUCCAUUGCUGCCCUGAAGACAUUUGCCAUGAAGCCAACAAUACUAAUCUGCAGGAUGGAAGAGAAAAUUUAUUAACAUUCAGCUGUUACAAGAAAGGCUCUAACUAUGCAGAUUUUGUAUUUAGAUUUUACAAGGAGGCUGCAUCAAAAGAAGUUGAUAAAAAUGUUUUCUUUUCUCCCAUAAGCAUCUCCACUGCCUUUGCCAUGCUGGCUGUUGGUGCUAAAUCAACCACUCUGUCUGAGAUUCUUGAAGGCCUGGGCUUUGAUGACCUGACUGAGACUAGCGUACGUGAUGUACAUGAAAGUUUUCACAAAGUUUUGUCAGUACUGAACUGUACUGGUGUUAAUUUCACAUUGAAUAUAGGGAAUGCCCUUUUUACAGCUAAUGGGUAUGAACCACAUGACUCAUUUUUACAAAAUGCCACAGAAUUUUAUGAUGUAGAUUUUUACUCUAGUGAUUUUCAUAAACCAGAAGAAGCUACAAAGCAAAUCAAUAAAUAUGUAGAGGAGAAAACCAAGGGGAAAAUUCCUGAAUUAGUUGGUCAUCUUGAUCCAAGUACUGUACUGGUUCUUGUUAACUAUAUUUAUUUUAAAGCUGCCUGGGAAAAGUCUUUUGAUCCUUUGCAUACAUAUGAGGAUGAUUUUUUUGUGAACACAAAUGCAUCUGUUAGAGUCAAUAUGAUGCAGCGUGAUGGUACCUCAAACACUUACUAUGACCAGGAUCUCUCCUGUAUGGUGGUAGAGCUGCCUUACCAGGGAUUUGUACGAGCAUUGCUUAUUCUGCCUGGUGACGGAAAGAUGAAGCAAGUGGAAGAUGCUCUCUCCAAGGAAACUGUUUGUAAAUGGCAGAGCAAACUUGUGACCAGGAGAUUAAAUCUGCAGUUACCAAAGUUUUCUAUUAGUGGAUCUUAUGAUGUUAAAACCGUGUUUGAGCAGAUGGGAAUUACUGAAUUGUUCUCAGGUAAUGCUGAUCUGUCUGGAAUUAGCAGCAAUCAUGAUCUCCAGGUUUCACAGGCAGUUCACAAAGCCUUGCUGGAAGUUGAUGAGGCUGGCACUGAAGCUGUAGGAGGCACUGCCAUAAUCUCUACCAGAUUUUCCUAUUCUUCUGAAACCAUCAAAUUCAACAGGCCCUUCCUUAUUUUGAUCUCUGACAAACAAACCAGCACCACAUUUUUCAUGGGGAAAAUUGUUGAUCCUACGAAGAAGUAAUCACUGGGUUAUUUGGCAUACUGAUAUUGGGUAUGGGUUAUAAUGGCUAGAGUGUUUGCAGUUUUGGGCUAGGUAGUGCUGCUAACUAGUCUCUGAUUGAGGGAUAUUCAGAAGUAAAUGAGAAAUUUCCUUAUUGAAUUAAUAAGAAAAAGAAUUGUAAAACAUCACCCUUAACUGCCACUUUUUAAAUGUAACAUGUUCCCCAGCUGAAUAAUUGUAUUGGGUUUGCACAGCAAGGUUUUGGUAGUGGGGGCCUGUGCGGGCCUAUGGGGGUGACUUCAAGCUGCCAGAAGUUUCCCCCAUAUCUGACAGAGCCACUGCCAGCCAGCUCCAAGAUGGAUCUGUGGCUGCUGAAGGCUGAGCCAGUCAGGAAUGAUAGUAACACCUCUGUGGUAACAUAUUUGAGAAGGG
Molecule: messenger RNA, 2928 nt
Organism: Pseudopodoces humilis (Tibetan ground-tit)
Lineage: Eukaryota; Metazoa; Chordata; Aves; Passeriformes; Paridae
Source: RefSeq, a predicted model, not a curated record